Malassezia japonica is the source of this 2304-nucleotide messenger RNA. RefSeq lists its product as uncharacterized. Gene Ontology annotation, cellular component: mitochondrion. Gene Ontology annotation, biological process: protein adenylylation. Gene Ontology annotation, molecular function: AMPylase activity. Lineage: Eukaryota; Fungi; Basidiomycota; Malasseziomycetes; Malasseziales; Malasseziaceae. The coding region runs from base 1 to 2304 and encodes 767 amino acids. The transcript has a single exon. The record is from RefSeq and is a predicted model, not a curated record.
AUGAAGUGCCGCCCGUUGUCGCUGCCGCGCGUGCCGGUCGCGCAGCAGCUCACGGCCAACCUGCUCGCGGACCCGGUGACGCCGAGUGCAACCGCACUGACUGCAACACCCGAGGGCUAUCCCUCCCUGCUGCGCCGCGCACGGUUCGUGCAGGGAGGCGCCCACUUUUCCUACGUCUCGCCACUUCCGAUGGCGUUCCCAUACGAGUUCCCGGCACCGGAGGACAAGGAUGCGACGCUCGGAGAGCACCAGAAGCGCGAGAUCGAGGCGGAAGAGGCCGCCGAGGCCGAGCUCGACGAGGCGUCGCGUGCAGCGAGCGAACAGGCGAAUGCAACACGGCGCAUGGACCAGAUCGAAGACACCCUGCGCACGUACGAGGUACAGGUGCCGAAAGCGGGCGAGUCUAGCCCAGAUCCUGUGCCUCCGCAGAGACGCGCCUCGUCGUAUCCGUCGGCGCGCCUCGUCGCUUUCUCGCCGGAGUGCCACCAGCACUGCUUGCCACACCUUGCGGUCGGUGACGCGCACACAUGGCUCCUUGCGACGUCGGGACGCGCAGGGCCGUCGUCGUACAGCUCGGGGCCGAUGGCCGAUGCGGCCGGUGGGCGCCCGUCGCAGUACGGCGAGGCGGGCAACGACGCCGAUGCGCGCCGUGCCUUUUCUGACUGGGCGGCCGGCCGCGCCGUGCCGCUGCACAUUACACACGACCAGAUCGAGGCAGACGGCGGCGCAGGUGUCCGCUUCUUUGCCGAACGUGACGGCAAAGACGCGUCGCACCCUCAAGACAAGCAGCAGCACCGCCGCCGGAUCUCGACCGAGGUGCACCAGCGCCAGGCGCUAGCCGACCGGCCGUAUGGACCGUGGUCGCUGCGGUACGGUGGCUACCAGUUCGGCGAGUGGGCCGGUCAGCUGGGCGACGGCCGCGCCAUGACGCUCAUCGAGUCACAGCACCCCGACGGCGGCCGCUGGGAGGUCCAGCUGAAAGGCGCCGGCCGCACGCCCUACUCGCGCUUCGGCGACGGUCUCGCGACGCUCAAGAGCUCGCUGCGUGAGUUCCUCGCGUCCGAGUACAUGGCCGCGCUCGGCAUUCCGACCAGCCGCUCGCUUGCGGUGACCAGCCUGCCGGAUCUGCCUGUGGCGCGCGAGACGAUGACGAGUGCCGCAAUUGCAAUGCGCCUCGCACCGUCGUGGCUGCGUAUCGGCAACUUUCAGAUCCACAGCUCGAAAGGCGAGUGGGAAAGCGUGCGUCUCCUCGGCGAGUACGUCGCGAAAGAACUCCUUGGAAUGGACGACGUGGUGAAGAGUGGCGUCGAGGACAUGUCGCCUGCGACCCACGCCCCGCCGUGGGCGGAGCGUGUGGUGCGCGAGGUGGCGCUUCGUAACGCGCGCACCUGUGCGCUGUGGCAAGCCUAUGGAUUCAUGCACGGCGUGCUAAACACCGACAACAUCGCCCUGCUUGGCGACACGAUCGACUACGGCCCGUACGGGUUCAUGGACAUCUUUGACGACGCGCAGAUCUGCAACCACUCGGACUACAGCGGCCGGUAUUCGUACCGCCUGCAGCCGACAAUGAUUCUGUAUGCGGUGGAGAAGCUACUCGAGGCGCUUGCGCCGGUGCUCGGCUUUGAGCGGUCGAUGGACCGUGCGCCGCGCCCAUGUGAGCUGAUGGAUGCGGACGAGAAGCAGAUCCAAAUCUGGGCGGACCAUGGUAUGGAGGUGUGUGCGGACCCCAUCCGCGCCGAGCUCAAGCAGACGCUCUUGUCCGAGUGGUCCGCGGCGUGGCUCGAGCGCCUGGGCGUUGCUUCAAAGGGCGCCGAGGCCGACAAGGCGCAGCUCAUUGACCCGCUGCUCGAGGUACUCGCCGGCCUCGACAUGACGCGUGCGUUGCGCUUCCUGUGCGACUUCCCUGUGGCGCAGGAUCUGGACGCGUUUGCCGCCGCAUGGCUCGCGCAUGCCGCGCCGGGUGCUGUGGACGACGCACACGUAUCGGCUGCGCGCCAGUGGCUCGCGACCUACGGCGAAUGGCUCAAGGCUACCGGCCAAUCUGGCGAAGCUUUGGUGGCUGCCAUGAAGGCCAAGAACCCCGCAUUUGUCUUGCGCAACUGGGUCACAGACGAGGCGGCAGAGCGUCUCGAGGAUGCGCACGACACGCAGUUUGUUGAGCGCGUGCGCCGCAUGUGCUUACAUCCCUUCGAGGCGUACGGGACGGAGCGCGACGGCGUCGACAAGGCGCAGGCGGCCGAGGAGGCGCGACUGUGCACGGUCGGCACGGUGCUCACUGGCAAUCUGCCAUCAUGCUCGUCAUAG